Messenger RNA from Emiliania huxleyi CCMP1516, 1188 nucleotides. RefSeq lists its product as hypothetical. The coding region runs from base 1 to 1188 and encodes 395 amino acids. The record is from RefSeq and is a predicted model, not a curated record. The transcript has 2 exons. Gene Ontology annotation, molecular function: D-serine ammonia-lyase activity; pyridoxal phosphate binding; threonine deaminase activity. Gene Ontology annotation, biological process: L-threonine catabolic process; L-serine catabolic process; D-serine catabolic process. Lineage: Eukaryota; Haptophyta; Isochrysidales; Noelaerhabdaceae.
AUGUGGGCGUGGCUCCGACCCCUCUUCGUCCUGCUCUUCCCAGAAGAGGUCACCAACCCACCGUGGGGCGAGCCCGGCACCGUCUCCUCUCCCCUCCGCCGCAUCGACGCCAUGGGGCGAGCGCUGGGCCUCCGUCCUGGCCGCUGCCUGCUCAAGGCGGACUCGAACCUCGCCGUCUGUGGGUCCGUCAAGGCUCGCGGCGGCAUGUUUGAGGUGUUUAAUGUGGCUGCGCACCUCGCAAAGGCCUUUUUCGGCGGUUUGGAGGUGCGCGAGUCCGAGCUCCAGUCGGUCUUUGACCCUCGCGGCGCCGGCUUCUCCUCGGCCGCCCUCGCCGAGGACCCAAAGCUCCGUGCGCACCUGGCAGAGCGAGAGAUCGUCGUCGGCUCUACGGGCAACCUCGGCCUGAGCGUGGGGCUCGGCGCCGCCGCCCUUGGCAUGCGCGCGGCGUGGAAGAAGAGCCUGCUCCGCUCGCGCGGCGUCGUCGUCGUGGAGCACGCGGGGCUGUACGACGAGGCCGUGGCGGCCGGGCGGGCGGAGUCCGCCUCCAACCCGGCCUCACACUUUGUGGACGACGAGUCGAGCCGCGUCCUCUUUUUGGGCUACAGCGCCGCCGCCUUCGAGCUGCGCGCGCAGCUCGCCGAGCUCAACGUCGAGGUCAGCCCGGAGCGGCCCCUGGUCGUGCACAUCCCCUGCGGCGUUGGCGGCGCGCCGGGCGGCCUCUGCUGGGGGAUGCACCUCGCCUUUGGCGCCGCACAGCCCGUCCGCGUGUUCUUUGCCGAGCCAGUCGCCGCGCCGUGCGUCACGCUCGCCCUCUGCACGGGCAAGGGAGCGGCCGUCUGCGUAGCGGACAUUGGCCUCGACGGCAAGACAGAGGCGGACGGCCUGGCCGUCGGGCGGGCAUCUGCGCUGUGCUUCGAGACUUGCGCGCCUCUGGUCGAGGGGAGCUACACCAUCGAGGAUUGCACGCUGUUCGAGCACUUGGGCGCGCUCGUGGAGCUCGAGCGCAGCUUCAUCGAGCCGUCGUGCUGCGCGUGCUUCGCCGGGCCUGGCCACCUCGCGGCGGGGUCGCAGCGGGCGCGCUGGCUCCUCGCGGAGGGGACCCACGUCUUUUGGGCAACGGGCGGCUCGCUGGUCCCGGAGGCUGAGCGAGAGGCACUCGUCGCUCGCACACCCAUGGGACGGCAAUAG